This is a messenger RNA of Adineta steineri, 5532 nucleotides long. The record is from the annotation of a GenBank genome assembly. NCBI's taxonomy places the organism in Eukaryota, Metazoa, Rotifera, Eurotatoria, Adinetida, Adinetidae.
AUGGCUAAUAUAUAUUUCCUUAUAUUAUUCUAUGUUCUAUGCGGAUAUACAAUCGGUAUAUCUGUUCAUAAACGUUCAAUUGAACCUAACCAACGAAUAGAUUGUUUUCCAGAUGCUGGCUCUCAAUUUGCUGGUUAUUCGAAGGAGGCAUGUCUUGCACGUAGUUGUCUAUACGAUGAAUGGACGCCACCAAACACUGCACAGUGUUAUUUAUCACCAAACUAUGGAUAUAUUCUGAAACAAGAUCCUCAACAAACAGAAAAUGGUAUUCGACUACGAUUACGACGAAAUCGGGCAGUGGGUAGUAUGUACCCAGACGCAAUCGAAAAUGUUAUUCUCGAUAUAGAGUAUUAUACAAAUGAUAUACUUAGAUUUAAAUUGUAUGAUGAAGAUAAUGAACGAUAUGAAGUACCUAUUCCAUUAGCUUCUUCGCCCGGUCGAGCUUCAUCUACUCAAUAUGAAUUUAAUUAUUGGUCGGAUCCUUCACGUGAUAAUAUUCUGUCAUUUUCUGUGAAACGUGCUUCUGAUCAAGCUAUAUUAUUUGAUACAUCUCUUGGUGGUCUUAUACUCAAUGAUCAAUUUCUUCAAAUUGUUACUCGACUUCAAUCACCACAUAUUUUUGGAUUCGGUGAAAACAAUCAUGAAACAUUAAAACAUGAUGUCAAGGAGAAGCGAACAUGGGGUAUCUUUGCUCGAGAUCAAGGUACUCAUUGGGCUAAGAAUACUAAUCACUAUGGUUCACAUCCAUUUUAUCUUGUUAUGGAACAACAAUCAAAUUCAUCUGAUAUUCCAUCAGGUAAUAUGCAUGGUGUUCUAUUAUUGAAUUCAAAUGCUAUGGAUUAUUCAUUUUCACCUACACCAUCAUUAACUAUGCGUACAAUCGGUGGUAUUCUUGAUUUUUUUGUAUUUCUUGGUCCAAAACCAGAACAAGUUAUUCAACAAUAUACAUGGCUUGUUGGUCGAUCAAUUUUACCGCCAUAUUGGUCAUUUGGUUUUCAACUUGCUCGUUGGGAUUAUGGAAAUUUGACACAUAUGAAAAGAGUUGUUCAACGUAAUUUAGAUGCUGGAAUUCCAAUUGAUAUUCAAUAUGCUGAUAUUGAUUAUAUGGAUGCUGAAAAAGAUUUUACAAUUGAUCCAAUCAAUUAUCGUGGCUUAAAAGAAUAUUUUGAUCAACUCAAUAAUGAUGGUAUGCGAACAAUUGUCAUUUUAGAUCCAGGAACUAUUGAUGAUCAACGUUACUAUGCUCCAACAAUUGAAGGUAUUCAAGAAGAUGUCUUUAUCAAAUGGGAGGAUGGACAAUUAAUGAAAGGAGCUUGUUGGCCAGGUGAAGUAUUCUUUCCAGAUUUCUUAACAAAUCGAACUCAAGCAUGGUGGAUACGAUGGAUAAAGAAUUUUCAACGUGCUAAUCUUACAUUUGAUGGACUUUGGAUCGAUAUGAAUGAACCUGCUCUAUUCGACACAAAUGACGAAAAACCAUGGAAUUCAAUUGAAACUGGUAGUAAUCAUACUCUAAAAUGUCCAUUUAAUCGUUUUGAUGAUCCUCCUUAUCGAACGAAAGCUGCGUUUGGUUACGAUGGAGGAUUGAGCAAACCAAGUCGUCUUUCCGAUCGUACUCUCUGUAUGUCAGCUCAGCAAGGUGAAAUCGAUAUAAGAACGGGUAAACCAAAAUAUCGUCAUUAUGAUGUACACAAUUUAUACGGUUGGAGUCAAACAAAACCGACAUUAGAUGCAAUGCAACAAGUUACGGGCAAACGAAGUUUAGUUUUACCACGUUCAACUUUUGUUGGUUCAGGUCAAUGGAGUGGCCAUUGGCUUGGAGAUAAUGGUGCAACAUGGGCUCAAAUGAAACAAUCAUUAAUUGGAAUGGUUGAAUUUAAUUGGUUUGGUAUACCAUUUAAUGGUGCAGAUAUUUGUGGUUUCGAUCAAACACCAAAUGAAGAAAUGUGUAUUCGUUGGAUGCAACUCGGUGCUUUUUACCCAUUUUCCCGAAAUCAUAAUGCUUGGAAAAAACCUGAUCAAGAUCCUGCUUCAUGGACAUCAUAUGCAGUAAAUAUAAUGGCGUCUGCUCUUCGUAUUCGUUAUACACUUCUUCCUUACUAUUAUACAUUAUUUUACAAAGCACAUACACAAGGUUCAACAGUAAUUCGACCAUUAUUUCAUGAAUAUCCAACUGAUAGAACAACACUUGAUAUUUUUCUUCAAUUUUUAAUUGGAUCUCAUGUAAUGAUAGCACCUGUAACUGAUGAAGGUGCUGAACAAGUUCGAGUUUAUAUUCCAUCAACACAUUGGUAUAAUUAUUAUACUGGUUCACGAAUUAUUGCACAAAAACAAUUUAUAUCAAUGCCAGCACCUUUAAAUACAAUUCCGAUUUUAUUAAGGGGUGGAAUAAUUAUUCCAACACAAGAAUAUGCUAAUAAUACAAAAUUUUCAAGAAAACAACCAUUUAAUCUAACCAUUGUACUUGAUUCAUAUGGUAAUGCUGAAGGUGAUCUUUUCUAUGAUGAUGGUGACUCAAUUGAUACGAUCAGUACAAAAUCUUAUUUUUAUGCUGUAUAUAAAUGGUCAUCAAAAGAUCGUCAAUUGUCUAUAAAUGUUAUUGAAAAUAAUUAUUCAGAAAUGUCAAAUUUAAUCUUGAAUGCAUUGAAUAUCUAUGGAAUGGAUGAAAUACUAACUACAAUUAAUGUUAAUAAUAAGCAAUUUGAACCAAUCAAACGACCUAAUACUCAAAUUAUUGAUAUUAAAGAAUUGGGAUUAUCAAUGAGUCAAAAUCAUACUUUUACAUGGCAAAUUUCAGAAAAUGCAACUAUCGAAGCACCUGCAAUUAUCUUUGCUAAUCCAAAAUAUCGAGUAGAUUGUUUUCCUGAUUCUGGUGCAAGUGAUCAUACAUGUAUUGCUCGUGGAUGUGCUUGGGAUUUAAGUCAAGGACCAGGUAUCGUAGCUUGUUAUGUUCCCAAAGAAAAAGGUGGUUACGGCAUGACAAAACCAGCAAAACAAAUUUCUGAUGCUGUCACUCAAUAUUCACUUGAUCGUCUUUCAAAAACAAAUUUCUCCUUAUAUGGCAAGGAUAUUGAAAAUUUAAAUGUUCAAGUCAGUGUUUCAGGUUCUUCUAAAAUACGUAUGACAAUACGUGAUUCAAAUGCAGAACGAUAUGAAGUUCCUGUACCUAUACAAUGGCAUCCAAUGGUUCCAACUAACAGUUCUCCAGCUCAAUUUAAAUUUGAAAUAACUAAAACUGUUAAUGAACAAAUUGGUUUUAGAAUUCGACGUACAAGUACACAAUCAAUUCUAUUUGAUACUUCAUUAUUUGCAGAAGGUUUUAUUUAUGAUAAUCAAUAUAUUCAAAUAAUAACAACAACUCCAUCGAGAAAUAAUUAUGGUUUUGGUGAAAAUACUCAUCGAACUUUUCGACAUACUCUUAGAGAUUCACUUCGUUAUGGCAUAUUUGGUCGUGAUCAACAACCAUAUGGAGGAAAUGAAAAUUUAUAUGGUGCUCAUCCAUUCUAUAUGGGUAUUGAAGACGAUGGACAGGCUUUUGGUGUUCUUAUUUUUAAUUCAAAUGCACAAGAUUAUAAAUUUGAUGAAUUUGCAGAUAAUCAAGCCACGCUUACUUAUCGUACAAUAGGUGGAAUUUUAGAUGUACUCUUUUUUGCAGGACCUCGUCCGGAAGAUGUUAUUAGACAAUAUCAAGAAGUGAUUGGUAAACCAUAUAUGCCACCUUAUUGGGCACUUGGCUUUCAACUUUGUCGAUAUGGUUACAAUUCAUUAGAAAAUAUGAGAGCAGCUAUGUGGCGAACUCUGGAUGCAGGUAUUCCUCUCGAUGUUAUGUAUGGUGAUAUUGAUUACUUUGACAAACGACUUGAUUUCACAUGGGAUCCUGAAAAUUUCCAAGGCUUACCUGAAUAUGUUGAUUGGUUACAUGCACUUGGAAUGAAAUUUAUUACAAUUCUUGAUCCAGCUAUCGAUUCUGAAGCAAAAAAUUAUGAUGUUUUUACUAGAGGACAACAAAAAGAUAUUUGGAUUAAAUGGCCAACACAUCGAAAUAUUCAAUUUAACGAAACUGGAAAUAGAAAUAUGCUCGGUUAUGUAUGGCCUGAUGGUAAGACUGUAUUUCCUGACUUUUUCUAUCCACCAGCAAAAGAAUGGUGGAAAUCUGAAAUUCUCGCUUAUUAUUCAAAACUUAAAUUCGAUGGUCUUUGGAUUGAUAUGAAUGAACCAGCAAAUUUCGAUACAAACGCAAAUAGACCUUUUAAUUAUCCUGAUUAUAAACCAGAUUGGAAUUUACACUGUCCUAAAGAUGAACCAUUAGAAACACCAAAAUAUAAAACAGCUAUUCUAGGACAAUAUCUAUCAGAUAAAACUAUGUGUAUGAUUGGUGAACAAACAGAUGGUCAAGGCAAAAUCUAUAAACAUUAUGAUGUACAUAAUCUUUAUGGAUGGUCAGAAACAGUAGCUUCAUUACCAGCAGCACGUGCUACUGACAAUAAACGAUCUGUUGUAAUCAGUCGAUCAACAUUUCCUACAUCCGGUGCACUGAGUGGACAUUGGUUAGGUGACAAUCGUGCAGAUUGGGCACAUCUUAAAUAUAAUAUUAUUGGAAUAUUAGAAUUCAAUUUAUUUGGUAUUCCAUAUGUUGGCGCAGAUAUUUGUGGAUUUGAAGCAGAAACAACCGAGCAAAUGUGUCAACGAUGGAUGCAAUUAGGUGCUUUUAAUCCAUUCUUUCGAAAUCAUAAUGGUUUAAAUUAUCGAGAUCAUGAUCCAGGAAAUUGGGCUGCACCUGCUGUCCGUUCAAAUCGUCGUGCUGUCGAAAUACGUUAUACUCUUAAUCCAUAUUUAUAUACAUUAUUUCAUCAAGUUCAUAGAAGUGGUGGAACUGUUGUUCGUUCAAUGGCACAUGAAUUUCCUUCAAUACCAGAAUGUUGGUCAAUUGAUGAACAAUUCUUAUGGGGAUCAAAUUUACUUAUUGCUCCAGUUAUUUAUGAAAAUCAUUCGGUUAAAUCCGUCUAUUUACCAACAACGGAACGAUGGUUUGACUAUUAUACUGGUGAAGAACAGAAAACACUCGGUCAAAUCACUGUUUCAGCACCAUUAGAUCAUAUUCCAUUAUUUUUACGUGGUGGAGCUAUUAUACCUCAUCAACAAUCAGCUAUGAAUACGGUAUUAUCAAGACAGAAACCAUUCUAUCUUAUUAUAGCUCUUGAUAAGAAAGAAAAAGCUCAAGGAGAUCUAUUUUGGGAUGAUGGUGAAUCUAUUGAUACAUAUGAAACGUCUAAUUUCAAUCAUUUUAUUUUUACAUAUAAUUCUCAACGUUUAACUCUUGAACCAUGGUCAUAUGAUUAUCCAGAAAUGGAUAAGCAAAUUAAAUUAGAAGAAAUCAAAAUAUUUGGUAUGAAUAAAGAACCAACUAGAAUUACAUUAAAUGGACAAGAUUUAAAUCCAACAACACAAUGGACAUAUGAUAAUGAGAAGAAAAUUUUGAAUAUGAAACAACUUACACUCGAUAUGUCCAGUACACACAAAAUUGUUAUGAUUUAA